GACUGUGAAGCGAUAAUCUCUCUCUGAGGUGUGAAAUGGCAGAUUCAGCAGACUUCCUCAAACUUGAACAAAUUCAUCACACAUUUCAGACUUCUGCUAAAUCUCAGAUCCCACGAUCUCAACCAACACUGCAUAUUGGCUCUUUUUGGAGGAAACAUACAUCAUCCUGAGAUAUUUUUCAGAUGACUUCUGGAGCUGCCCCUCCCUCAACAGAUGCUCAACAAGGGAAAGUGGAACACAGAGGAGACCUGGAGUAAAAACUGCUGGGCAGAAGUUCUCUGGCGAACAGCUUCUGUGAUGCUUCGGCACCUUAGGUUGGACCGGCCUCCUAGGAUUGCAGCCAACGUGGCAGACCGAGCUCGUGAAGCCUGGGCAAAGGUGGCGCAGGAGCUCCCGGCCCUGUCCAGUCAGGGGCAGCACCACAAUAUCUCCUCCAAUCAAAUGCUGCUGUUACGAAGAGGGAGCUGCGUUCAGAUCUCAUAUCAUGUCACACUAGAUGAUCUUGGCUGGCAAACUUGGGUGCUUCACCCCAAUUCCUUCAUCAUCACCAUAUGCCUGGGUUGCCAAUGCCACAGAAAGGAAGAGCGAUCGCCAACCCCUAUUUGGAUUCAAGAAUGUGGACUCCUUGAACAACCAAGCCAUCUGCCGCCAGUGGACUCAAAGCAGGGGCGCUGCUGCCGGCCACGCCGGACCCCUCUCCCCUUCACGUUCCUCCAAGAAGACGGUACAUUGGUUGUACAGGCGCCACGCUUGAAUAGCGACUGCCACUGCCAACCCUGAAGACUGCUCAGCUUGACAUAGAAAAAACCACACAUUGAGGAUGACGGGGAUCUGCUACCAUCACAGAUUUUCUCCUGUAAGGAAUGCCCCCAAACUGGUGUUUUCUAACGCAGGAGAGGAGCAGUGGGAAAACCUGUUUCUACCCAACUCUGCAACACGAAACGGAGCGCAUGAGUCCUCUGCUGCAGCAGAAUGGCCUUUUAAAAAGCCCAUCUGCCCUGCACAUUUAAAUCGGUUUGAAACUAAUUUAG
Messenger RNA from Eublepharis macularius, 1031 nucleotides. Its product is annotated as growth/differentiation factor 15-like. Bases 214 to 780 code for a protein of 188 amino acids. The transcript is spliced from 5 exons. The record is from RefSeq and is a predicted model, not a curated record. NCBI's taxonomy places the organism in Eukaryota, Metazoa, Chordata, Lepidosauria, Squamata, Eublepharidae. Gene Ontology annotation, molecular function: growth factor activity.